This is a messenger RNA of Oryzias melastigma (Indian medaka), 2710 nucleotides long. It is a transcript of the gene creb3l3l, whose product is annotated as cAMP responsive element binding protein 3-like 3 like. Gene Ontology annotation, biological process: regulation of transcription by RNA polymerase II. The transcript has 10 exons. Gene Ontology annotation, molecular function: DNA-binding transcription factor activity, RNA polymerase II-specific; RNA polymerase II cis-regulatory region sequence-specific DNA binding. The record is from RefSeq and is a predicted model, not a curated record. NCBI's taxonomy places the organism in Eukaryota, Metazoa, Chordata, Actinopteri, Beloniformes, Adrianichthyidae. Gene Ontology annotation, cellular component: nucleus. The coding region runs from base 160 to 1623 and encodes 487 amino acids.
UUCCGCCUUUGCGCGAUGACGCAUUUUCUGCCUUGUUGGAAGGUGGUUUCGGGAGGAAAUGCUUUGACCGAAGACGCUAGCAAAAGAGAAAACUGGCUGUUGAACCUUGUAUACGUCCGGAAGCUGUUAGUCGAAUCGAGGUUGUCCGCUUAAAAAACGAUGUCAGUCCCCGAAGAGCUCCCAGACAUGGAUGAAGCAGAUCUGUUAGGUCUGCUGUUCCAGAAUGGAGAGAAUGGGCCCACUGAAGACUUCUUUUAUGAUGAUAAUGGGCUAUUUGAGUCCUGGCUGUCAGAACCAGAUAUGCUGUCAGGAAUGGAUACCGAAGACUUUCUGUCCAGCUUGUUGGACAAAGAAGAAAAAACCAACGCCUUCUGCCCCUCCCAGUCUCCUCUGGGGAGUGAUAGUGGCAUUUCUGAUGACAGCAGCACAGGUGCUGGGAAUAACAAUCUCACUGGGUGUUUAAGUCCACACGGCAGUGACAGCGACAUCGUGCCCAGUCCCACCUACUCUCAGCCCAGCCCGCUGCACUUUGAGUCCACGCUGGUCUGUGAGGAGCAGCAGACGGAGAACCUGGAGGCCCUAACGGUCCGAGCAGAUCACAGCUACUCUCUGCUUCAGAGUGGAGACAUAGACAUGGACAUGGACGUGUUGCAGAGCGUGAGGGCGGAGAAGCCAGACACAGAUGUCUUCAUUGAUCUAGACAAUUUGGUGAGUGACACAAUGGAGGAGAACAUCAUCAGUGAGCUGCCCUGUACUUUGGCUAUAGAGGAUUCAAUGGAGGACUCCACCGAGGCCAACGCAGCGGACGAGUUCCAGUUUAAAGAGAUUGUUCUCACUGAGGAGGAGAAACGGCUUUUGGCAAAAGAAGGACUCACCAUUCCCUCACACAUGCCUCUGACAAAGGCAGAAGAGAGGACUCUCAAGCGGGUCAGGAGGAAGAUUCGCAACAAGCAGUCUGCUCAGGAAAGCCGAAAGAAAAAGAAGGUGUAUGUAGACGGACUGGAAAAUAGGGUGGCCAUCUGCACGGCACACAACCUGGAACUACAGAAGAAGGUCCAGAUGCUUCAGAAACAGAACAUGUCUUUGAUAGAGCAACUGAAGAAACUCCAGACUAUUGUAAAGAUGUCAACACUGAAAGCCAGCACAACCAGCACUUGUGUUAUGGUGUUCUUGCUCUCCUUCUGCCUCAUCAUCUUUCCGUCAGUCAAUCCGUUUGGUGGAAACUCUGAACAGAAAGAACUCUACACACCUUCUUCUAUCAUUUCUCGGAACUUGCGCUCCCUUCCACCGGACAGCCCGGGUCCCACACCUUACCUCGAGGACAAGGAGAUCGUCUUUGUGCCCCAAACCGUGGAGAACGCCAGUCCUAGCCAGAAGAAUUACACUCCCGACUUCCAGAAGGUGGAGCAGCCCGACUCGGAGACUGGCGUCAACAGCAACUCGUCGUCAGACUUCCCCGCUCCGGGCCAAGGAGCAGAGAUGCCGCCUGCCGGCAUCGGCGCCUUGCAGGAAGGAUCCAUCGAUGCUGGCGUGCCAUACGAAGUCCCCGGAUCCAAAGAACCGUGGAUCGACCGGAGCCACCCCCCUGUCAUUCUGCAGCAGCACCGCUCUGAUGAGAUGUAGUCCAACCGUUUGUCUACAUAGAACCAGCAGGGGGAGCCAUACUCUUAGUGCUACCAGAGGAAACCAAAAUAAGAGGAAGGGAAAAUGUCCAACCAGAUAUAGGAUCUAUCCGUUUUCCAUAGCUUCAGAGCCCCUCUGAUACCGAAGUUACUUCAUUUGCACUUUCUUCUUUUGUCAUUGCUAUAGUGGAAAAGAGGAACUGGAGAUAUUUAUAUAUUUUAGCAGGGUUAACUACUGAAACCACCAGAAUAUGGCUAUGCUGCUGUAGCUGGGAGCUACACGGGACCUCCGACAGCUCUUGCCUUGUACAGGGGGGUGCAGAAUGAUUAAAAAAUUGUCAACAUGGGAACAUUAACAUAAUAUUAUUGCUUAAUCAAGAAAUUCUUUAAAAUGUGGACCAAAGCCUCCUAGAUACUCCUAAAAAUCUGAAUUGGUACAGCCAUAUUAGCAUAAAAAUAAAUAGUCCAGUUGUUCUUACUGCUAAUUAAACACGCAAUGUAGUGCAAUUUAUGCUGCUUGACUCUCAUGAAGCUUCAAGAGGGAUUUGUUUUACCCUCUUCAUGUAUUGUUAAAGCCAUUGCAGGACAUUUGGCCAUUUUAGAAGACUUGUAAAGUAUUAGUAUUUCCCUUGUAACAAGGGUAUCCAUGCUUUUUAAUUUUGUAGUGCUUUGUUCAUACGCUGUACAGUAAAGUCUAAAGAAGCGCACGAAUCACUUGAUCUUAUUGUUAGCUUACCCCAGUCCACUUCUCUAUAAAUGUCUAAAUGCUGAACAGCCAGGUGUUAAAAAUAAGGGACUUGAUAUAUUUGCAGUAAAGUGUUUAUUCAAAAAGAUAUUGAUCUUUUUUGUAAGUGAAGUUUUUUUGUUGUUGUUAUUGUUGGUUAUCAAUGGAACUGAUUCCAGUCAAAUUAAUUUGUAAGGGUUAUAAGAGAUUUUAAAUGUUAAUCAUGUCCAGCAGAUGCACUGACAUUUGACCUAAUCUAAUUAUGAAGUGUAAAUAUAUUGAAUAUUUCUGUACACAUUGUCUUUUUGUGUAUAAGACAUGUCUCGACAUCUACGGUAAUAAACAUUUUUUAUGAAUAAGAGAA